AUGGAGGUUUGGUCAUCUAUAACGGGCUCAGAUUAUUAUACGUCUAAUCUUAGACAUAUUAAAAAUAAAAAAGGUGUAAUUUUAAAAGGUCAUAUUCACAGAGGGGGUUAUAUACGAAUAGAUUUUAAUAUCAAUGGAAAUCGUACACAAUCUUAUCUUCACAGAUUAAUUGCUGAAGCAUUUAUUUCUAAUCCAAAAAAUAAACCUUUUGUUAACCAUAUUAAUGGCAUUAAAACAGACAAUCAGGUAAAUAAUAUGGAAUGGGUAACUUCUAAAGAAAAUGCUAAUCGCAAAGUAUUUCCAAAUCCUGAUCGUAGUAGAUCUCGAAAAGUUGUACAAAUUGGAUUAGAUAGAAAUAUUAUUAGGAUUUGGGAUUCACUUACUCUUGCGCAAGAUACACUUAAUAUUUAUAAAAGUACCAUUUCAUUAUGUUAUAGUGGAAAACGAAAUUCUGCUGGAGGAUGGUAUUGGAUGUAUUAUGAAAAUUAUAUGAAACCCAAUCUCAAUGAAUUAAAAUUUGAUUCAGAAAAAUUUAAAGUAUCAUCCUUAGGUAGAGUUCAGCUAGUGAAUGGUAUGAUUACACAAGGAAAUUUACAGUCAGAAUAUCUUCGUAUUGGUAGAGGAACUAAAAAAUAUUCUGUUCAUCGCCUAAUAGCAUUAGCUUUUUGCCCAAAAGAACAAGGUAAAGAUUAUGUAAACCAUAUUGAUGGGAAUCCUGCUAAUAAUAAAGCUUUGAAUAUUGAAUGGGUCACUCCGAAAGAAAAUGUCCAACAUGCCGUAUGUACUGGAUUUCAAAAACAAUAUCCUGUUAAACAGAUUUUUAAUAAUGGAUCUUUUCAAGAAUUCUCAUCUAUAGCUGAAGCACAGCGUGUAACUAAAACUUAUCAUAUUUCAGAUGUAUGUUGUGGACUUCAAUCAUAUGCUGGAGGGUAUCACUGGGAAUAUAUUGAUUCAGCAAUACACAAUAAGAGUUGA
Molecule: messenger RNA, 975 nt
Organism: Funneliformis caledonium
Lineage: Eukaryota; Fungi; Glomeromycota; Glomeromycetes; Glomerales; Glomeraceae
Source: the annotation of a GenBank genome assembly